AUGACAGGAAGAUACAUCGUGGCUCUUCCCUUCAAUAAUAAUAUCUCUCAACUGGGGAUAUCGCGAUCGCGGGCUUACAAUCGGUUCAAAUCUAGCGAGAAAAAAUUCCAUCAAAACCCUCAACUUGCUGAGCAAUACAAGACAGUCAUUCAAGAGUACAUUGAUCUUGGGCAUAUGACUGAAAUUAAUACAUCGAAAUUAGCUAAUCACGGGUACUAUUUACUCCACCAUGCGGUAUUCAAAGAAGGCAGCUUAACAACAAAACUGAGAGUUGUCUUUGAUGGAUCCGCCAAAACCAACACCGGGGUGUCCUUGAACGAUACACUCCACGUAGGUCCUAUAAUUCAAGACGAUAUUUUUUCUUUGUUAUCGAGAUUUCGUUUAUACCAGUACGUUCUGACGGGCGACAUCGAGGAAAUGUAUCGACAAAUUCUCGUGCGUCCGGAAGAUCGUAAAUACCAACGCAUUCUGUGGCGCGAUGAUGACGGACCUGUGAGAACCUACGAACUCAACACCGUGACAUUUGGAUUGUCAGCAGCACCAUACCUCGCAAUCAGAUGUCUUCAUCAGCUAGCAGACGACGAACAACAUCGUUAUCCUACUGGAGCUGCUAUCCUGAAGAGAGAUCUGUACGUAGAUGAUCUUCUCACAGGAGCACAAACACGUGAAGAAGCCAUUACCAUUCACCAUGAACUCGAAAAAUUGAUGAAAUUGGGCUGUUUCAAUCUUCGACAGUGGGCAUCGAAUGACCCCACAUUGCUUCAAGAACUCGACUCGGAAGAUAUCAACAAACACCUACAACUCGGAGAUUCGACAACACUUAAAACAUUGGGCAUUUCGUGGGACUCUGCUGCUGAUAAAAUCAAAUACUUCGUUAAAAUCGCUCCAAAUAUUGAUCCAAUUACAAAGAGAGUCAUCUUAUCAGAAACUGCAAAAUUAUUUGAUCCAUUGGGCCUCCUAUCACCAGUAGUAAUUGUUGCCAAGGCUUUCAUACAAAAGUUGUGGACAUUGAAUGUACACUGGGACACCGUUUUACCAUUAGAUUUGCAGAAAGAAUGGCUACAAUUCUACAAACAACUACCAACACUCGAGCAAGCAACAUUCCCAUGA
Molecule: messenger RNA, 1110 nt
Organism: Diachasma alloeum
Lineage: Eukaryota; Metazoa; Arthropoda; Insecta; Hymenoptera; Braconidae
Exons: 1
Coding region: 1-1110 (369 amino acids)
Source: RefSeq, a predicted model, not a curated record